AUGUUUGAAUCAUUAGUUAGAUCAGGAGGUUAUGUUUGGAAAUUCACUUCAAGAUUAACCACUACACAAAAAUAUAAAUUACGUAGUCGAAUGAAACAAGUUGAUGAAAACAUCAAGAAUAUUUAUCAAGGAUUAAUUGCCAUGGAAAAUAAAUCAAUGGGUGAACCUACAGGAUUGAAAAAAAUUGAUUAUUUACAAUUUGAAUUUCCUAAAGAAAAUGAAAUGACUACAAGAGAUAAAUAUACUACUUUUAAUAGACAUUCGAAAAAUUAUCGUAAACCAGUUCAUCGAGUGCCUAAAUGGACAAAAUUAUCAUUUAGAGAAAAUCCAAAAUAUUUUUAA
Molecule: messenger RNA, 342 nt
Organism: Candida albicans SC5314
Lineage: Eukaryota; Fungi; Ascomycota; Pichiomycetes; Serinales; Debaryomycetaceae
Product: mitochondrial 54S ribosomal protein mL60
Exons: 1
Coding region: 1-342 (113 amino acids)
Cellular component (GO): mitochondrial large ribosomal subunit
Molecular function (GO): structural constituent of ribosome
Source: RefSeq, a predicted model, not a curated record